CAUGGGACUGGCAGAUGAACGCACCGCGUACGCGCUUUCUCUCGAUUUGACAGGAACUUCAGGAAGUAAUGUUGUCAGAGUGAGAAACAACAUUUCAGGAUUUACUGCAGUGUUGUGCUAUCGUUCUUUGUGUAGGUCUUAUAUAUUUGUCUACACUUACUGGACAAAAUGAGCCUGAAAGAAGAGCCAGAAAGUGAAGCCAAAAGAAACCAAUCAGAAUCACCCGAGUUCACAUCAACAAUACACAAACACACAGACCUCAGUGAAGAAACAAGUGUUCAUGAACACAAAAAUAAAAGAGCAAAUUCAGAGAGGGCACAUUCUCCUGCCCCUAGCUAUAUGUCUUUGAAAUCAGAUUGGUCAAUGGAUCUACCAACUAACUUCAAAAGCGGAGAAGCAUUUCCUUUGGGUUUAAGUGAAUCCAAAAAGGGGAUAUGUGAACUUCCAACACUGAAAGAUGAUCAUGUGGAAAUAACGCACUUGAGUAAAGAACCAAGUGAUGAACACAAAAAUAUAAGAGUAAAGUCAGAAAGAGCAGCUUCUCCUGCACCCAGCUAUAUGUCUUUGAGAACAGACUGGUCAAAGGAUCUGCCAACCAACUUCAAAGAUUUUCGUUUGGAUACAAGAGUAAGAUCAGAGAGAGCCGCUUCUCCUACACUGUCUUUGUUGUCAGAUUUGUCCGUUGAACCACCAGCUAACUACAGAGCUGAAGACGCUUUCUCCUUGGAUUCAAGACUUCUGACGAGCCAUCACUUUAGAUGUCCAGUUUGCAAAUCGAUGUUGAAGGAUCCGGUGUCCAUCUCGUGUGGACACAAUUACUGCAGAGGAUGCAUUAAUGAAUUCUGGGACAACUGUGCAGGAGAUUAUGUCUGUCCUCAAUGUGGUAACCCAUCAGAAACUCGUCCAGUGCUGAACACAAACGCAGCUCUGGCUGAGGUGGUUAAAAGCCUGCAACAAGCAGGUUUCAGUCCAGCACUUCCACCACAAUCCUAUGCUGGACUGGAAGACGUGGCCUGUGAUUUCUGCACUGAGCAGCGAUUGAAAGCUGUGAAGUGUUGUUCAACCUGUGGUGUGUCCUUCUGUGAGACUCACGUCAGGCCACAUUACACAAUUCCAGCACUACAGAAACACACACUGUCAGACGUGACUGGAGACAUAAAGACGAAACCUUCACAGGAGCACCAGAACACAGACAGCAGCUUCAGCAGCACCGUCAAUGAACAACAGGAUCAGACAGAUAAAACUCAACAUGUAAUGGAAGAAAUCGGGAGCAUCUUAAAUUCUGUGUUGAAUACCUGCACAUCAGAGACAGAAGUUAGUAAAGAUGAUACUACUGUUAGUGGUCUUGCACUCUUGUGCUCCAAACAGCAAGAUGAUUCAGGGCAUACAAAAGGCCUCUCCAAGUUGAAUGAGAAUGAUAAAAAGAACUAUGACUACGAGGACCAUGAAAAUGACUAUGAGGACUACACUGAGAAUGAUUUGGAUGCAUGGAAUGAUGAGGUAGAGCCGGAGGAAUAUGAUCAUUUUGAUGCGGAAGGUUAUGAUGACACAGAUGAUUAUUAUGGGGAUAAUUAUGCUGAUGAGAGAGAAAUAGAUGAUUAUAAUGACACUGUAGACUAUGGUGAUUAUUAUGAUGAUUAUGAUUAGGGCUAUUAAGUGUCAAUUAAUGAUUUGAAUUGUUAUACACUCUGCACUUUCAUAGCUGCUAAGACACAUUUUAUUCUCCAAUUAAUGAUGUAUUGCAGGGUAUGUACUGUUUUUGUAUGAACACAGUAUAAUCUGCCAUAAAAUCUUCUCUCAACUUGUAUCAGAUUGAUAUAAGAUUAAACAUUUAAGAGAGCACUGGAUUAAUGUUAGUUCAGACAAAGUUUUAAGAUCUCCACAUUGGCAAAAACCUUUAAACGAUCUGAUAAUUAUUUUGUAAACUGUUACCAUGAGUAAAAAACAGUAACUAUAAAUAAUUUAAGAUGUUGAUUGUCUUUGUCAGUCUUGGUAGGUGUAAAGUAUUUGAGUAAUUGUAUACUAUUCAUUAUUUUGGAGAAUCUGUACUUUACUGUUCUGUUGAAACCAAAUGCUUGUACAUAUAUGUCAUCAUGAUGUAAAUUUGGCCACACUGAUUUAAAAUAUAAAUUAAAUGAGUUUAAGUUUCCUUUUAUAUAACUUUUCCUUUUAUUUACAUUAUAAUCUAACUUGAUAGCCAUACUCUAGAAAACUAUACAUAAAUUAGACUAGUUCUAUACAAAGUUUUUGCAUUGAAAAUGCUAAAAUUUAGAUUAAAAAAAUCUACUGUCUUGUUUUCAAAUUUCAUUUUUAAAAAACUUAACCCAUUUAAGCCCACCGGCAACUAGUUGCAACAGUUUAUAGUUGUCAUUUUCCUUUUGUAAUUAUUUUUCUAGAUGUUAUCCAUGUUUAAUGUCUCAAUGACAUGCAAGCAAACAACCAAAUAAAGGAUUUAAAAAAAAAACAUGAAUAAAUAAAAAGGGUAUUUUCAAAAAAUACUCAGUGGCAUCAGUGGUUCAACCGUAAUUUUAUGAAGCUACGAGAA
Molecule: messenger RNA, 2545 nt
Organism: Labeo rohita (rohu)
Lineage: Eukaryota; Metazoa; Chordata; Actinopteri; Cypriniformes; Cyprinidae
Exons: 9
Coding region: 169-1647 (492 amino acids)
Source: RefSeq, a predicted model, not a curated record